AUGGCAGGCAUCAAUGACGGUGCCGCUGCUGUGGCUCCGCUAACGACCAUGGCGUCUGCCAUGAUGUUUGGAACCAUUGUCUUUGCCACAGCCGCAAUGGCAACAAGAGGAUACUUGACGGCGGACCAUUUGCUCUUCAAGACGGCAGCAAAUCCUCGAUCGAGUCCAUUGGAUAUUCGAAGCUUAAAUUCCAUGUAUACUUUGCUGUAUCACUCCUCUGUUAUGGGUUUGAUUUUGUUCUACGCCUACAUUUGCGAGUACCACCCACCGUACGCCCAUUCCGACAAGAAUUAUGACGCCGACAUGUUUUUCUUUUGCACCGCGCUACUCUUUGUGGUUUCGGCAUAUACCUGGAGAAAACAUGACCAUUCUGUCGACAGCGCCCCGAAGAGCAUCCCAGAUGGCUCCAACGAGGCUGCUGCAGCAACUACUGCCAAAUCCAUUGUGGAACCCAAUGACAAGACGGAAAUUUUAAAUCGUGACCAAACCGAAGAAUGGAAAGGGUGGAUGCAGUUCAUGUUUCUGCUCUACCACUACUAUCAUGCAGAACCAGUGUACAACUCGAUUCGAAUCAUGAUUACCUGCUAUGUUUGGAUGACAGGGUUUGGAAACUUUUCGUUUUUCUACCUAAAGGGUGACUUCGGUGUCGUACGUGUCCUACAAAUGCUUUGGCGCCUGAACUUUUUGGUCCUUUUCUUGUGUUUGACACAAGGGACGACGUUUAUUCUGUACUAUAUUUGUCUAUUGCACACCUACUACUUCUUCAUGGUGUAUUUGACAAUGAGAGUUGGAUCUAGCAGGAAUCACACCAAGUGGUGGGUCCGCAUCAAAAUGGCCAUCCUGGCGCUUAUGAUCUUCCUCAUCUGGGACUGUGACCUUGGAUUGUUCAAGUACAUGCACAUGCCUUUCUUUGGUGACACCCCCAUGAUGGGUGCAGCAGCAGGAUCCAUGUGGGAAUGGUACUUCCGAUCGAGUUUGGAUCAUUGGUCGACGUUUUUGGGAAUGAUUUUUGCCCUCAAUUUCCCAAUUUGCAGUCUAUUCUACCGAAAACUAGAAGCGCAAAAACCCUGCAUUCAUUACACGGGAAAAGCGCUUGUUGGAAUUGCCCUACUUGUCGCCUUUUACUUCUGGGUGACCGGGCCAUUUAUGCAGAACAAAUUGGACUACAACCAGACCAAUGCCUACUAUGGUUUUGUCCCCCUGAUAGUGUACAUUUACUUCCGUAACUUGACGCCAUUCUUGCGAAACCACAGUAUGGAUCUUUUGCAUCAAAUUGGAAAAUCUACAUUGGAGACUUACCUCAUGCAGCAUCACAUUUGGCUCACGUCCAAUGCCAAGAGUCUACUGACACUGGUUCCAGGAUGGCCAAAAAUCAAUUUUUUACUGGUUUCCAUCAUCUAUGUCUUCAUGAGCCGAAGACUCUACUCCUUAACUCUAUUUUUGCGUGGCAUGAUUCUUCCCGACAACAAGGCAACCUGUUACAAGAAUCUUUUCGGAAUGACUUCUAUAAUUGGAUCCUUUGUCCUUUUGGCGGCAGUUCUGGAUCACCUAGAUAUGUUGACAUUGCAGGCCGUCGGCGUUGUUUCGGUUGCCUUUGGAUACAUGCUUUUUGAGUUCCUUCUCAGCUUCACAGCAAGAGCUGGAGGUACUAUCGAAGGCGCCAAUCCUUCCAGGAACAAUUCUGGAAUCGCAUUCACCACGCCUUACUUGGGAGGUGCCAUUGCUGUUGUCUUCUUGGGAAUGCUUUGGAAUCGCAUGACUUAUUUGGGUGCGACCAAAAUCAAGCCUCUGCCUGCUACGUGCAGUAUUUAUGCCAAUGACGGUGCCUGGGUGCCCUUCAACGGCUGCGACGAAGGAUCCAGAGGAGAAGCCUACCGAUCACUAGAUAUCGCCGCAGAGACUACGUGCAAUGGCCAAAACAAUGUCUAUUUGUGGGGUUGGCAUCAGCACGAUACAAAGUACCACUGUCGCUUCAAACAGCGUGAUGUAAAGAGUUUGAAGAACACACUAAAGGGACGAACCAUCUACUUCGCUGGCGACUCCAUGACUCGCUACAUGUACCAUUCGUUCUGCCGACAAUUGGGAGACGGUACUGCUGGAGCCUACAAUGCCACGCAGGGCAAGCACGAGAGCAUACACAAGGUCAUUGGUGAUAUCACUGUAGAUUUCUUGUGGGCCGGUUACUCUUCUGAUUUGGUAGGCGAAGCCAAGCGAGUUAUGAGCCUACCAGCCGAAGCAGAUUCCGGCAAGAGUAAGCGCCCAGAUUUGAUUGUCAUGGGAGGCGGUGCAUGGGAUCGACUAUGGGAAUACGAUUCAGACGACAAAAAGAAACAAGUCAUGGCCAGCUACCAAACACUUGCUACGCUUAUGAAAGACAUGCAAAACAUGGAACUUCCUGUAGUGUGGGUGACCCCUACUACUGUGAAUACAGCUGCUCUUCUCACCGAAGAGAAGAUCAAGAAUAUCAAUGAGGAAGAAAUGGCCAAGUUCCGAGUCGACCAAGAAGGAACCGGUAUUACUGGAGCUGCAUCCUUUGUCAUUGAUGGACCUGGAUUCACCAAAUCUCGUGUAUCGGAGAGCUUUGAUGGUGUUCAUUACCCCCACCAAGUGUACUCGGCCGGAUCCCAAAUUCUGGCGAACGCAAUGGACUGGCUAUUGCCCGAUCCAUUGAAAGGACCACCUAAGAGCCCUCCAAGAGUUGGAUCCAUGUCUCAAGUCAAUAUGGGGUUGAUGAUUCUGUUCUUAGCCUUCUUUGGACUCUUUGGGUUUGAUGGUUUCAUGGGAUUCUCCUACUUUGCCGCCAUCUUUGUUCCAAGUAUGGCGCCGUACCGACUCUACCACGACGCCUUCUCGUCGCUACACCGCCGAAAGAAUCUGCCCCCUAUCGAUGGGAGUGCAAAUAUUAAAAGAAGAACACCUUCUACCGAUCAGGUUGAGAUGGGCGCCGUGGACGAUGGGAACAAGUCGGAGGAAGAAACGAGCCCGUUGAUAGAGCCAGAAAUUGGCUCCAACGACAAGAAUUCGUAA
This is a messenger RNA of Cylindrotheca closterium, 3027 nucleotides long. The record is from the annotation of a GenBank genome assembly. NCBI's taxonomy places the organism in Eukaryota, Bacillariophyta, Bacillariophyceae, Bacillariales, Bacillariaceae.